AUUUAUUCUUGUUUUGUUGUGUGUUUUGUCCACCAGACAGCGAAGGGCGAAGGCAGGUCUCUGUCAUCACUGUAUUUCCAGGGUCUAGAACAGCACACAGCGUGGAAGACUGAGGCCUGUUGAAAGUGCAGAACUCAACCCCAGCAUCCACUGUCCCCAAAAGCUCCAUGCAGGUGCCACAGGAUGGAGAGGACUUUGCCAGCCAACCCUGGUACCACGGCCCUCUGUCCCGCCAGAAGGCAGAGGCUCUUCUUAGGCAAGACGGUGACUUCUUGGUUCGCGCGUCUGGGUCCCGUGGAGGGCACCCUGUGAUCUCCUGCCGCUGGCGGGGCUCGGUCCUACACUUUGAGGUGCUCCGUGUGGCUUUGCGUCCCCGGCCAGGCCGGCCCACAGCGCUCUUUCAGCUGGAGGAUGAGCGUUUCCCAAGCCUGCCUGCCCUGAUUCGCAGCUAUGUGACUGGCCAGCGUCCACUGACCCAGGCUACAGGGGCUAUCGCCUCCAGGCCGGUGAUGCGGCAGGAGCCUAUUCAACGCAGCUUUAGUGAGGACACCCUCCUAGACAGCAGCACUCGGACAGAGCUCCUCAGGGCCAGGAAGUGGAGUGACAGUCAGCCUGCAGGUUUGGAGCAUGUGGGGCAGUCGAGAGAAGGCCACUCUGAACCAGGAGCUUCCACUGUGCCCACAUUUGCCCUGCGUUGCAUGGGUAGUGACCCUGUUUUGCUGAAAACCCUGGCUCCCCUGGGAUCAAUUACUGACAGCCUCAGGGCCUCGGAUGGGCAGCUUCAUGCCAAGGCACCAACCAAGCCACAUCGAAUGUCCUCACUGGUGCUGCCCGAUGCCUCUGGACAACCCCCAACAUACUGUGAGCUGGUGCUCCGAGUGCCCAGUGCCCAGGGAACACCCCCUGGCCACAGAUGCCCAGAGCCAGAAGCCCCAUGGUGGGAGGCCCAGGAGGAGGAGGAGAGAUGUUUCGCAAGACCGCAGGCAGAGGUCUCUUUCUGCCACCCUGACAACCCCUCCAGCCUGAUGGGCCCCCAGAAUCGGCCCCUGGAACCCAAAGUCCUGCAUACUCUCCGUGGUCUAUUCCUGGAGCACCAUCCUGGGAGCACUGCCCUCCACCUGCUACUGGCAGACUGCCAGGCCGCGGGACUAUUGGGAGUGACCAAGGAUCAGCGGGAUGCCAUGGGGGUUGCCUCUGGCCUGGAGCUGCUCACACUUCCCCAUGGCCAUCGCUUGCGGUCAGAACUGCUGGAAAGGCACGAGGUGCUGGUGCUGGCCGGCGCACUGGCGGUGCUGGGCUGCACGGGGCCGCUGGAGGAGCGCGCGGCUGCCCUGAGGGGCCUGGUGGAGCUGGCACUGGCGCUGCGGCCGGGGGCGGUGGGAGACCUGCCGGGACUGGCCGCUGUCAUGGGCGCUCUGCUCAUGCCCCAGGUGUCCCGGCUGGAACACACGUGGCGCCAGCUCCGAAGGAACCACACCGAGGCCGCGGUGGCCUUCGAGCAGGAGCUGAAGCCCCUGAUGCGGGCGCUGGAUGAAGGCGCCGGACCCUGCAACCCCGGCGAGGUGGCGCUGCCUCAUGUGGCACCCGUGGUGCGCCUGCUGGAAGGCGAGGAACUUCCAGGGCCGCUAGACAAGAGUUGCGAGCAGCUGCUGCGCACCCUGCAGGGGGCGCGUCAGAUGGCCCAGGACGCACCCAAAUUCCGCAAAGCAGCUGCCCAGCGCCUGCAAGGAUUCCGGCCUAACCCUGAGCUGCAGGAGGCCCUGACCACCAACUUCGUCCGGAGGCUGCUCUGGGGGAGCCGGGGUGAGGGGGCUCCGAGGGCCAAUCGUCUGGAGAAGUUUCAGCAUGUCCUCAGCGUCCUAUCACAGCGCCUGGAGCCUGACUGCUGAGAGCCCAGAUCCCCUUCUUCACACUGGGACACCCAGACUUUUGGUAAUCCCAGCGGAAGACCAAGGAAGUCAUCCCAAGUUGCUCCCACAGCCAAACAGGGUGAGGACCCACACCCUGACUUGCAGAAGGGGUAAGGGCAGGUUUGCAAGAACCCACCCUGCCUCCUAAAAAUAAACUGGGAUCCUGGGGUGAGGGGCAACCUCCUCCCCCACAGAAGACCCAGGUGUCUGGAGGCCCUGGCUGCCAUCUCCUGCCCCCACCCCCACACAUAUCCCACAAAUGUGAAAGUGUAGCUUCUGAUAAGAGAACUUGCAGCUCUGUAAGAGGCCAGAGUUCAAAAGCCUUUCAAAGGUUGUGACUGCUAGCAGAUUGCUUGCCCUCUCUGUGCCUGCCUUCAACAUAAAAGUGAGACUGUACUUUCUAGGAGUUAUCGUGGGAAUUAAAGCUCAAUAUUUAAAAGGGAUAAUGGGUGGAGAAUGCCUGGCACACGGUAGGUGCUCAAUAAACACUACCUGUUCUCAGUAAGCUGCCACGAACACAGAAGGAAUGAUGUUUGGCACCCUCGUCAUAGACAAGGGCCCAACUCUCAGGAAGGGACAGGGUGUGUCCAAGGUGUGCCCAAAUUCACCUCCCCUUCCUCAUUCCCUGUGUGGCCUCUAAGGAAGGUGGCAUUUGAAUAUCCAGCCCCAGUAUCUAAAUCUCCUAAAAAACCAUGGACUCCAAGAACUCUAUAAUUUUUUAUAUAU
Messenger RNA from Miniopterus natalensis, 2636 nucleotides. RefSeq names its product SH2 domain containing 3A (gene SH2D3A). Gene Ontology annotation, molecular function: guanyl-nucleotide exchange factor activity; phosphotyrosine residue binding. The record is from RefSeq and is a predicted model, not a curated record. Gene Ontology annotation, biological process: small GTPase-mediated signal transduction; positive regulation of peptidyl-serine phosphorylation. Lineage: Eukaryota; Metazoa; Chordata; Mammalia; Chiroptera; Miniopteridae.